Macrosteles quadrilineatus (aster leafhopper) is the source of this 2635-nucleotide messenger RNA. It is a transcript of the gene Cdk5, whose product is annotated as cyclin-dependent-like kinase 5. The transcript is spliced from 7 exons. Bases 203 to 1090 code for a protein of 295 amino acids. The record is from RefSeq and is a predicted model, not a curated record. Gene Ontology annotation, biological process: protein phosphorylation; synaptic vesicle transport; neuron apoptotic process. Gene Ontology annotation, cellular component: nucleus; cytoplasm. Gene Ontology annotation, molecular function: ATP binding; cyclin-dependent protein serine/threonine kinase activity. Lineage: Eukaryota; Metazoa; Arthropoda; Insecta; Hemiptera; Cicadellidae.
AGGAGUAUUCCUUGUGAAAUAAUAUAUUUUUUGCUAAUUAUUUAUGUUACUAAUCCAAAACUUAAUACUGUAUGACUUUAAAUUAUGUUAAUUUUUAUUUUUUAAAUUUAGUAUCACUGGUUUAACAACUUUUGAAACUACGUUAAUUCUAGUAUUUGGCCAAAGACCCCUUCUAACCUAUCCUAUUAUUGAAAUAGCAACCAUGCAAAAAUACGAGAAACUGGAGAAAAUUGGUGAAGGGACCUAUGGAACAGUCUUCAAGGCAAAAAACAGAGAAACACUAGAGAUAGUGGCUCUGAAGAGGGUUAGGCUUGAUGAUGAUGAUGAGGGUGUCCCGUCAUCAGCCCUAAGAGAGAUUUGUCUUCUCAAAGAGUUAAAACACAAGAAUAUUGUCAGACUGUACGAUGUGCUCCAUAGUGACAAGAAGUUGACUUUGGUGUUUGAACAUUGUGACCAGGAUCUCAAAAAAUACUUUGACAGCCUCAAUGGAGAGAUUGAUCUGGACGUUGUCAAAUCUUUCAUGUAUCAGCUCUUGAGAGGACUUGCGUUUUGCCACUGUCAUAACGUUCUCCACAGAGAUCUCAAACCUCAGAAUCUUCUAAUUAAUAAGAAUGGCGAGCUGAAACUAGCUGACUUUGGCCUAGCCAGGGCGUUUGGUAUACCAGUCAAGUGUUAUUCAGCUGAGGUUGUAACCCUGUGGUAUCGCCCUCCAGACGUUCUGUUUGGUGCUAAACUCUACACUACCUCCAUCGACAUGUGGUCGGCCGGCUGCAUAUUUGCAGAACUUGCUAAUGCUGGCCGUCCGCUGUUCCCGGGCUCAGACGUGGACGAUCAACUGAAGAGGAUCUUCAAGUUAUUGGGAACUCCCAAUGAUGAGACGUGGCCUAGUGUUACUCAACUGCCCGACUACAAGCCUUUUCCUCUAUACCAUCCCACCAUGAGUAUGGUCCAGGUAGUGCCAAAGUUGAACAGUAAAGGUCGUGAUCUACUGCAGAGAUUGUUGGUUUGCAACCCGUCUCAGCGGAUGGCAGCAGACGACGCCAUGGCUCACUCUUACUUUGCUGACCUCCCUUCCUCUGUUCGUCAGUAGUGCCAACACUGUCUCUGGGGAUAAUGUAUUGUCCAAAGUUGUUACAGGAUAUUUGGUAACUUAAAAUCAAUGUGAAAUGAAUGGAAAGGAAAAUCACUGUUAUUUGUUCGCCCAUGAAUGUUUGUACUCUAGUUUUGACGUUAUACAGUAGACUCCAAUCUAUUCACUUGUGGAUUAACCACACUUCGGAUUGACCACAAUCGUUAAAAAUCAAAGUAAAAAAAAAUAUAUUUUUUAAUUAUUUAUUAUUAUUUGAAUAUAUUAUGCGAGUUAAAUGUACGUUAAUUAGCGGCGACCAAGAUGUUUAACCUGAGGAGGUCCAUGAUAUCGCAGAGUUGCCAUCGUUUACUGAACCAACACAACUCCAACUCAUUUCAGUAUGAGUUACUGAUUACAACCAAUGAGUUGAUUAACGACCGCACUAAUGAGUACUACAAAUACCUGCAGUGCUAUCCUGAUAAUUAGACCAAUUUGUUAAUUACAAGGCAAAAAUGUGGUUUGGAUUCCACUAUAAACUGUAGGUCCCUUAGUUGCCAUUGGCUGUAUGGGCUAUUAAUUAAGAGCUGUGUCUAAGGAACAUGUCGGGCUUAGUCACUAACAAGGCUACAAGAUCGCGCCACUCAUCCUUCACUCAUAUUUGGGUUAAAAUACACACCUAGUGGUGUCCCCAUCUUAAAUAAUUGAACUUCAACCAGGACGUGAAUGAGCCAUGCGGAUACUUUUGAAGUUAAACGGGGCAAAGCCCGCGGGUACAGCUAGUCUUAAAUAAUUGUUAUAAUUGAUAAUUGGUAUACAUGUAUAACUGUAAUGACAGGAAAAAAAGUAUAGCAUGUCUUUAGUGCACUACGCUUGGUAUAACUAUAAAUACCUGAACGCAGGAAAUAGGUAAUUAUUUUAUAUAAAUUUAAAUAAAAACUGUCAUUUUAUAUUGGAUUAAGAUAAGAAAACUUUAGCUCUUGUGUGCUAAACCACAAACGAUAAUAUCAUACAUGAGAUUACUUUCCUUUUUUUAAGGUCCACAGAGGCCUAAAUAAUUGUUAGAUUUUACUUUUGUGUAAUACCUGACAGCUAUUUUGAUUGAUUUUGCCAUGUUUAAACUAUUCUUCUUCUGUUUGCUAUUCUUGUGGUUGGAUGAUGAACUGAUAAACAUAUUUUUGGUUUCUUUGUGAUACAAAGUUCUAGUCAUGUAGUGUUGUAAGAUAGGCCUCUCUGUGUGUGAUUUAUACAUGUUUGUUUAUAACUAUAUUAUCCUUGUUCAUUGGUAGAAUACAUUCCAUUUAAGUGUUCCAUUUUUAAUUCAAAACUCUGCUUUACACCAAUGUAAUUUGUAUACCUUUAUACUGUACUAGUUUUAAUAUUUUCCUUGUGUGAAUUUUAUAUGCAUUAGCUCACAUUGAUUAAAGAUUAAAGCAAUGAUAAUUUGAGUUAAGAUCGUUUGGUUGAUAUUAAUUUUAUAGCUAUAAUUCUGUAAAUAAGUGUACAGCUAUUCAUAACAUUAUUGUGACAUAUUUUUGUAAAUAAAUAAAACCUCUUUUUUAAAAAAUU